GAGUUUUAAUACUUUCAACACUACUAUAUAAUAAACAGUUCAAAUAAUUUGAGCUUAACAGAAAUGAACACUGCCGCCCUGCUGAGGUUAAUACACCCAACAUCACGCAGUAUACCCAGUGUUACAAUAGUGCGUUACUAUGGUAACUUCUGUCGACGUUGCUAUGGUAACCUCAAAGUUGGCGUUAGAUAUAUUCAGUACAAAGCUAAUCAACCUCAGUUCGUCACACAAUCCCAGCUCAAAGCCAGCAAGUACGGUAUAGUAGUGUACGAGAGUAAGCUGUUAGCAGACCACAACGCCCCACGUGCAAUAAGAGCCUUUAUAAUGUACAUGACAGUGUCACUGCCUAUCGUGUGUUUUAUUGCGUACUGUGAUCUGGUGUUGCGGAAUGAGAAGAGCUUUGACAUUACGGAAUGGUUUAAAAGAUCGGGUAUAUUGAUACUUAUUCUUAUAGGAGGUCUCAUCUACGCUAAAUACCAAUCCAAAAGGUCGAUAAAAAGAUUGUAUUUUAAUCGGAAGGAGAAGAAGAUUUAUAUUGAAUCGUUUACCGGUCUGUGUAAAGAGAAAACGUACGGACCAUACGACCCAUCAAUAGGAGUUAGGCGAAUAACAACUGCCCAGAAUAAGCAUGGGUUUCAUACUCAAGAACAUUUGAUAUUUCAAGGGCGACCCUUAACUGCAAGGAGUAUGAACCGUAACGAUAUUGUGAAUGAAACUGUCAAAGGAAUGUCGGACUUGAAAUCUCCUCAUGCUAUUAUUACUCAAGUGGAAGGGCACGAUAUGGGUAACAGAGAGUUCAGAAUAGAAGUAGAUGGUACUAAUAUGAAGGAAAAGAAACUGUACUCCCAACUCUUCAGAAUACACCAGCAUACUGAGCCUGAGGAGGACAAGAAAAAAGCAAGACAUUUUGAUUGACUCCUUACCCUAGCUUCUUGAAGGCAUUUUAAAACAUUUGUCUCUGCAGUAUUAGCUUGAUCAGUUCCUUUUUAUUGUUGAACUGAGCCUUUUUAUAUAUUGAUAACAGGAAUUGUGAUUUUGAUUUAAGUUAUUGAAUUUUUUACUACAGCUUUAACGUAAUUUAU
Molecule: messenger RNA, 1082 nt
Organism: Bolinopsis microptera
Lineage: Eukaryota; Metazoa; Ctenophora; Tentaculata; Lobata; Bolinopsidae
Exons: 8
Coding region: 64-915 (283 amino acids)
Source: RefSeq, a predicted model, not a curated record